Molecule: messenger RNA, 1050 nt
Organism: Caenorhabditis angaria
Lineage: Eukaryota; Metazoa; Nematoda; Chromadorea; Rhabditida; Rhabditidae
Source: the annotation of a GenBank genome assembly
AUGGAUUUGCUAACUAUUUUGGCAUUGAUUUUCUUGACAACAUUUUGUGCCUUUUGUACAUUUCGUCUACUUCUAAAAUUGGUUUGUGUGAGAAAAGUUAGUCCAACUUCUCAACAACAAGAACAACAACUUGAUUCUGGACAUCGAGUAUUUGUUUCAAAUACACAACAUACAUGUGAGUUUUUUUUUAUGAAACGUAGAAUGAAAUUUCGAUGAGAUGUCUAUCAAAAAACAAACAUUUUGGUUCAAAUAUUCUAAUCAGUGAACUCGAAAACUGAUAACAAAAAACAACAUACCAACCAAGCUGUUUUUAUCGGUAUUUUUAACAAGAACUUUGAUAAAUAAAUGAGAUUUUCGGAAUUGGAUAAUAAAAAUUGGACAAAGAGUUCAUAUGAUUGAAAAACAAGGAAAUAUAUGACUUUGAUUUUUUGGAAUUUUUGGGUUUUUGAUAAAAAUAACUUCCAAAAUUCCUUUCAAAAUAAAAAAAAUUCCAAAAAUAUUUACGUGGCCUCAUUUGACGUUUCAAUUUUUCCACAUUUUUAGAAUUUCAUUUCGAAAAUUUUAGACUUACAAAUGACACGGAUAUCUUUUUUUCUGGUGAGUAACGAUAAUUUUCCUGAAAAUGAGUCUAAAAACAUUCCAAUUAUUUAUAAUCGAAAAUAUAUGUAGAAUAUCAAUAAGACCUUACCCAAUCCUACAGCUCUGAUUUCAAAUGUGCCGAUUUUUGUUUUCCAAAUAUUUUUGUAUUAAAAAUUAAGAAUCCCUCAAAAACAAUUGUUUCGUUUCUUUCCUUGUUCUAUUCAAAAAAAGUCGGUGUCUGACCUAAGAAUAACUCUCUCAUAUAUUUACACCAAAAAAAAAACCAAAUUACGUCAUCAACCACAAAAGUGUCUUACUCAUCAAGAAACCGCGAUUACUAACAUUUAUUACACAUUUCGGUGGUGUUUUAUUUCAGACAGUCGAAUAUAUGUUGAUGAAUCGCAAAAUGUGAGAAGUGUCACAAUUACUCGAAUCGCACCAAAUUCUUCCGUCACACCAAUUGUCGGUUAG